AUGUCUAAGAACACUCGCAGUCUCGCACAUCUUGAAAAAAAGUUGGAGAGAAUGGAGGCACGGCAAAUCUCCGAAGGAAUACAGACUGAACUAUCGAAACAGCCCAGAAUAGACACAGCUUUGGCUAAGAGUCUCUGCAAAACAUCUAAAAGUCAGAAUACGUGUAAUGAAACCUGUGGAACUCAAGAUAACCAGGACAUUAACUCAGAGGAUGUGAUACAAAAUAGUGGGUGGACAGAAGUAAACAGGAGAGAAAAACAGAAGUACAAGCAGCCCACUGGGAUUAUGAGAGGAACAGCUUCACCAGGUGCUACCCAACUGGAAGCUUCAGAACGCUGGCGGUACUUGCACUUAUUUUAUGUGAAGGUUGGCACCACCGAAAACCAAGUCAGUUCACACCUCAAGGCAAUAUGUGGUAGCGAGGCCUGCACGGUGGAAAGUCUUAAGGCAAGGGGCAACUAUGCCUCUUUUAAAUUAGGCGUACCUGUCAAACUAGCAGACAAAUACAGCGGUUGA
Messenger RNA from Spodoptera exigua (beet armyworm), 516 nucleotides. The record is from the annotation of a GenBank genome assembly. NCBI's taxonomy places the organism in Eukaryota, Metazoa, Arthropoda, Insecta, Lepidoptera, Noctuidae.